Notodromas monacha is the source of this 1164-nucleotide messenger RNA. The record is from the annotation of a GenBank genome assembly. NCBI's taxonomy places the organism in Eukaryota, Metazoa, Arthropoda, Ostracoda, Podocopida, Cyprididae.
AUGUUUUUUCAGACCUUGGUGGCAUUGCACGGCCCUCAAAAUUUCCGGAACGGCAAAAAGCGGGAUUCGUCCAGUCUGUUGGGCAGCAAAGAGAAAUUAGUCAAAGACACGGAUGACCAGGACAACGAUGCCUUCUGUGAAGGCGAGUGCGGAGUUGAUGCAGACGUGCCUUUGACACGUGAUGAAGUGAUGGUCAUUGAAGGGCUUUUGAAUUUGAAAGAGAAGAAUGUGGGUGUGGCCAUGGUGGAGUUUGAAGACGCCUUUGUGCUGAGUUUGGACGCUGUCUUGGAUUUCAAAACCUACGACAAGAUAGUGAAGAAGGGAUUUUCACGGAUUCCAGUGUACGAUGGAACCCCUCAAAAUAUUGUCAAGAUCCUGUUGGUGAAAACGCUGAUCACCGUGGAUCCACAAGACAAAAUCUCCAUUCGGAAUCUUUUGAGGAGAGCGGACUUCCACGCUGUGAAUCCGGCAUUCGUGCAAGUGGACAGGCCGUUGAGUGACGUGCUCAACGACUUCAAGGCAGCCAGAGCUGGUCAUCUUUCCAUCGUGCAGAAAAACGACGGCAGUGGAGAAGUCAGUGAUUCCAUAAAUUCGCACUGGGAACGUGGAGAAACAGGAAGCUUGAUGGAAAGCAUGGAACAAGAACGCGGCGAAAGUCCUCUUGUGCAUCCCGAACAUCCUAGCACAAAGCGUCGAUUUCACAGGCAGGCUAGUGCUGGACACAUUCCGCACUACGCAGGUCGAUUACAAGAAUUUUACAUGACCGACCCUGAAUCGUCAGGCUCUGAAAUCAACCCUGGGUCUCUGAACUCGGUCCUCAGCAAAGACAUUCCAGUCGUGUCGGAAAUUCAUCAUCAUCAGCAGCAGCAGCAGGAUUCAAUGGAAGCCUUUCGCCAAAAUAUCGCCGGGCAUUUUUGCAGCGACGGGGAACGAAUCAGCGCUGACGUGAUUGUGCAUUCGUCUGAAUCUGGGAAGAAUGGAAGCAUUGGUGCCAAUUCGCAACGCGACCAAGAAAAUGGAUCUCGGAACGGUCAAGUGGACGACGGGGAACGAAUCAGCGCUGACGUGAUUGUGCAUUCGUCUGAAUCUGGGAAGAAUGGAAGCAUUGGUGCCAAUUCGCAACGCGACCAAGAAAAUGGAUCUCGGAACGGUCAAGUGGAGUGA